AUGAGAUUGGUACCAGCGCUUACGCUGGCUACGGCCGCCUCGGCCAUCGUCAUCCCCCAGGCCUUGGACGAGUUCAACCACCUAAAGAACGACAUCAAGCACACCCUGGAGGAGCUGCCCUCUCGGAUCGCCGGAUCCGUCGAUGAGGCUGUCGAGCAUCUCUCCUCCGAAAUCUCCAACGCCGUCCACAAGAAGCUUGAGGACCCAGAGGUCCACGGCCAUCCCACCGAGGCACCUAUCGACCUGCUCGGACUGGAUCUGUCGGAUUUGACAAUUUGGGAAAUCCUCGAGAAGAGCAAUCAUACCAAGGAGUUUUUCAAGUUGGUCGGGAAGCACGACAAGUUUGGCAAGCUUCUCAACAGCACCGACGCAAACUACACCCUCUUUGCGCCUAUUGACGAGGCGUUUGAGCACAUUCCCCACGACCACAAGCCCAGCGAUGAGUUUGUUGAGAGUGUGCUCAACUACCACCUCGGCCUUGGAGAGUACCCUGCUGGUAGGAUCCUUUUCACACACACUCUGCCUACCGCUCUGAACGAGCCAUGGCUGGGUGGCAACCCCCAAAGACUCCGAACAAGCGUCGGCUUCAACGGUGUCAGAGUCAACCUUUAUAGCAAGGUCGUCGUCGUAAACAUUAAAGCCAAGAACGGUUGGAUCCAUGCUGUCAACCGCAUCCUCGUCCCUCCGCCCAUGAUCGGUCGGAUCAUCAGCCUCUUCCCCGCCCAGUUCUCAACCCUGCUGCUCGCUUACGACAAGACCGAUUUCGUCAAGUACGUGCACAACGUCAAGAUGAACGGAAGCACCGUAUUUGCCCCCUCCAACAGUGCAUGGGAGCGUCUUGGUCCCAAGGCCAAUGCCUUCCUCUUCAACACCGAGACUGGCAAGAAGUACCUCACUGCUCUGCUCAAGUACCAGAUCGCCCCCAAUACCACCGUCUACAGCGACGAGAUCUACUACGGCGAUGAAGAAGCCAAGGGUGAGCAGCCCAAGAUCAACGGCAACUUCCACAUCGAGCUCCCCACCCUCCUGGAAAAGAGCCUCGGAGUCGACAUCCACACCUGGAAGAGCUGGACCUCUAUCGUCGUCAACGGCAACGUCGCCGUCGACUUUGAAGACGGAAUCGGCAAGAACGGCGUCAUCCACGUUGUCCGCAGCGUUCCCCUCCCACCCUGCCGAAAGGGUGGUACACGAGCCGUGGUCGGAGAAAUCAGCGUCCAGGAACUGAAGGAGAGACUUCGACCUUAUGUUGAGGGUGAGGAGGAGAGUGAGGAGUGGGAUGAGGAGGAGCUCUGA
Molecule: messenger RNA, 1293 nt
Organism: Fusarium falciforme
Lineage: Eukaryota; Fungi; Ascomycota; Sordariomycetes; Hypocreales; Nectriaceae
Exons: 3
Coding region: 1-1293 (430 amino acids)
Biological process (GO): macroautophagy
Cellular component (GO): fungal-type vacuole membrane
Source: RefSeq, a predicted model, not a curated record